Molecule: messenger RNA, 2706 nt
Organism: Hibiscus syriacus
Lineage: Eukaryota; Viridiplantae; Streptophyta; Magnoliopsida; Malvales; Malvaceae
Exons: 15
Coding region: 16-2397 (793 amino acids)
Molecular function (GO): nucleic acid binding
Source: RefSeq, a predicted model, not a curated record
CCCGAGGGAUAGAUAAUGUUGCUCAUAUCUUCUUCUGCUUGCUUCUUUCCACCUUUUUAUCCCUUCCACCAAACCCCAGAGUUCAGUACCCAGCUUCGAAGCUCCAACAAUUUUUACAAUGCUAUUCAACGCCAUCUGAUGAGUUUUGCUUUCACUUUGGCCUUACAAAUGGACUGUCUUUCUUGCGCCGCCGGUGUUGCUUCCUUCUCUAUCAACAAAUAUUUGCCCUUCCCUUCUGUAUCAUUGUCGAGAGUGAAAAGAAGGUCGAAAAGGGUUUCUUUCAGGGUUUUCGCGGAGAAAGAAGAGCCAAAGCUUGACAAAUGGGACCAAAUGGAGCUCAAGUUUGGUCGCUUGCUUGGUGAAGACCCCAAACUCACCAUUGCCAAGAUAAUGGGUAGGAAAGCAAAUCCUGAAGCUUCUUAUAUUGAAAUUGAGAAAGCAUUUUAUAAGAACAAGGGUAAAAUAAUGGAAAUAGAGGAGGUCCCUUUUGAUGUUGAAAAGAAAUCACCCACUACCACAUCUUCCGGUGGUUUAAAUUUAGUUCGUCCUGUUCCGAAGAAGGGAGUCAAGUUUGAAACUGAUACUAAGCCACCUGUAUCUGAGAUAAAGAGACCAACUUUAUCAGGUGGGAAGGCUAUGGAUAGUGCAAAAAGGAGUACGGUUCCAAAUGUUAUCUUGAGGAAGCCAACUGUGGUUAAUGAAGAUGAUGUAGAAGACAGGCCGUCCAGGUUUAGGAUGAAAUCAAAUUUGUCACUAAGAAUGAGGAAUGAAAAGGCAAAUGAACGUUUCACUGAUAUGACUUUGUUGAGAAAGCCUGAACUGAUGACUUCCGAUACAGGCCUCGAAGAAAAACAAUAUUCUGAUGAUAGUUUUGUGCUAAAGAAAGAAGUGGAGGAUACAGUUGAUGAUUUUACACUAUUGAAAAGGCCUGAACAGGUAAGUGUCCGUACAGAAAUCAGUGAGGAAGUAGAGCAAUCUGAAGAUUCAGAAGUUCAGGAGGAAAGAUUUGACGCAGAUAUAGAAGCUAAUAUGUUGGCUAAUGCAACAAAGAGUAGUGUUGAAGAAGCAUUAGAAGCGGAGCAUAGUUCAAUUCCUAAGAAUCCGGAGAUAGAGGAUGACUCCUUAAUUGGAAUGCAGUCAGCUGAGCUAAGUAAUACGAUGUCUUCUGAGGAAUCUGGCACUGGUCUCUCUUUGGAAGCUGCACUACAGGGGAAGCCUAAAAGGUUAGAUGAAUCUGUGAAAGAAACAUCAAACACCAAUAAAGCAGAAACUGUUCCCACCAAUCCUGAAGAUUAUGAUGAUCUCCCUUCUGUAUCACCUCAGGAGGAUAGAGAUUGGACCAGGGCAGAAGAUCUUCUUAAGACUGGACGUAAGGCUGAAGUGGAGUUAAUAAGCUCUAGCACUAAAGGUUUUGUUGUAUCUUUUGGUUCUUUAAUUGGAUUUUUGCCUUACCGCAACCUGGCUGCUAAAUGGAAGUUCUUAGCUUUCGAAUCCUGGUUGAGACAGAAGGGUUUAGACCCAUCUGCUUAUAAGCAGAAUUUAGGAGUCAUUGGAAGUUCUGAUCUAAUGAAUAAGAACUCUUCUCUGGAUUCAAACUCAGAUUCAGAAAACAACCAACAAUUUGAGGGAAAAUAUUCGCCAGAUAUGAAAUUGGAAGAUCUUUUGAGGAUCUAUGAUCAAGAGAAGCUUAAAUUCUUGUCCUCAUUUGUUGGUCAGAGAGUCAAAGUAAAUGUGCUAAUGGGUGACAGAAAGUUCAGAAAACUUAUAGUUUCUCUGAGGCCAAAAGAAAAGGAAGAGUUAAUAGAGAAAAAGAGAAAUGUUAUGGCAAAGCUUCGUGUUGGGGAUGUUGUAAAAUGCUGCAUCAAGAAAAUCACUUAUUUCGGUAUAUUUGUGGAGGUUGAAGGUGUUCCUGCUCUGAUUCACCAGACCGAAGUAUCAUGGGAUGCCACCUUGGAUCCUUCAUCGUAUUUCAAGAUUGGCCAGAUUGUCGAGGCUAAAGUGCACCAAUUAGACUUCACACUGGAACGUAUAUUCUUAUCGUUGAAGGAAAUAACGCCAGAUCCACUGAUUGAGGCCUUGGAGUCUGUGGUUGGUGAUCAUGAUAACUUAGAUGGAAGAUUACAAGCAGCAGAAGCAGACUCUGAGUGGCCUGAUGUAGAAUCACUUAUCAAAGAGUUGGAGCAGAUAGAAGGGAUUCAGUCGGUUUCGAAGGGACGGUUUUUCUUGAGCCCUGGUUUAGCUCCAACAUUCCAGGUUUAUAUGGCAUCCAUGUUUGAGAAUCAAUAUAAGUUACUUGCUCGAUCCGGAAACAAAGUACAAGAGGUCAUUGUUGAAGCAACAUUGGAUAAGGAAGAUCUGAAAUCCACAAUUCAGUCAUGCACAAAUAGAGUGGCAUAGGGUUCUUUUUUUUCCGUCCUAUCGGGGUCUUCCACCUAAUUCUGAAUUCCUUUGAUCCCCGAAAGACACAUUCGGCAGCGGACGAGAGAGACAACUAGAAGUCUGAAACCAUGGGGAGCCUCGGUGGGGGUUUGUCUGGAUUUUCUUCUACUAUGUCAAGUAUCACUAUCGGCACAUUCCAUCAUGUUGCAAUAGAACACAAACGACGUGUCUUCCUUUUCUAUGGAAUUUAUAUAUUUCUUACACCGGGGUUCAACUUUCUUGAACAUUACUUAUUACUAUAAAACUGCCACUUCAAUGGUUCAUAUA